Molecule: messenger RNA, 1283 nt
Organism: Lolium perenne
Lineage: Eukaryota; Viridiplantae; Streptophyta; Magnoliopsida; Poales; Poaceae
Source: RefSeq, a predicted model, not a curated record
UUCAGGAAAAGACAUAUAUUGCCGCUCUGUGGGGCUGCCGCAGCCAAUGACCAGUGGGGUCGUCUAUUUAUUUAGAGAAACUCAUAUAUUGCCGCUCUGUGGGGCCUCCGCAGCCAAUGACCAGUGGGGUCGUCUAUUUUUCAGGAAAAGACAUAUAUUGCCGCUCUGUGGGGCUGCCGCAGCCAAUGACCAGUGGGGUCAUCUAUUUAUUUAGAGAAAAUCAUAUAUUGCCGCUCUGUGGGGCCUCCGCAGCCAAUGACCAGUGGGGUCGUCUAUUUUUCAGGAAAAGACACAUAUUGUCGCUCUGUGUGGCUGCCGCAGCCAAUGACCAGUGGGAUCGUCUACUUAUUUAGAGAGAAAAAAUCAUAUAUUGCCGCUCUGUGGGGCCUGCGCAGCCAAUGACCAGUGGGUCGUCUAUUUUUCAGGAAAACUCACAUAUUGCCGCUCUGAUAUAUGUCUUUAGAGAAUAUCAUAGAGAGAAGCAACAAGUUCGCUAAUUAAUUAUUCUUAAGCUAGACCGGAGAACCGCUGGCAGCUCGUUCCCCACCGUCGGACGGAGCAGCCAUCGCCGGCGCCUCGUCGCGCCGCCGGCUCUGUCCCCCGGCGGCGUCGGACGAACUGCGGCGCUGCACGUCAACCACGGCUCCAGCACUUGUUUCGUCCGCACGCAUUGUACCCACCGCAGGAAAGUCCGCCGCAAGCAGAUCCGCCGCCCACGACGACCGGGAUUUGUUCCGCGCACCAAUUGGUAUAGCUUGGUAAGACCUCCGCUUCUGCCUCCCCCGCCCCCUAAUCGAUUCGGUUCCCGUAAUUUAUUGGAGUUUGCAGGUACGAAAUAGUCCUCAAUGUCUGGUCGUAGCGGGUACACCGGCGAGGGUGGGGAUUCGAUCAUGUCGUGGCCACGUUCUACUUCUCCUACCUCGUCGGAAGUGCAGUUAACCAGGCAAGCCGAUGAUCCAUGGUACAUUGCAUACCAAGAUGAAUCAACCCAGUGGUGUAGCCAGAGGAUGGAUUUGGAGGAGAAGGUGGCCAAUUUAGGUGAUGAAUUGGCCCGUAAAAACCUGAUGAUAUUCGAGCUGAAGCGUAUUGUGGAGGAAGAAAAGAAGAAUUCAGAGCUUAUUCGCAAGGAGAAGUUGAGAGUUGAGACAGAUCUUGCCGUAUUUGAUCAAGUGGUAGAAAAUCUAGAACAUGAACUUAAAGUGAUGGGAGAGGAGAAAAGUAGAUUCAUCUGUGCAGUUUUAUUAGGUGUCAUCCCUGUCCUAGCGCUUAUGUGGUUCCGGUAG